AUGAAGAAGAGGGGGAAGAGCCCCCGCUUGUUCCUGGUCGCGGGAGACGAGGCAUCGCUCGCGGGGAAGGAUUUCCUGCUGAGCAAGGCGGCGGAAGACGUGGCGACGCCGGCGACGAAGAGUCCCCCACUGCGCGGGGCGGCGGAAGGCGCGGCGUCACCGACGACGAGGGAUCCCCCACUGCGCGGGGCGGCGGAAGUCGCGGCGACGCCGGCGACGAAGAUUCCCCCACUGCGCGGGGCGGCGGAAGGCGUGGCAACGCCGGCGACGAAGAGUCCCCCACUGCGCAGGGCGGCGGAAGGCGCGACGUUACCAACGACGAGGGAUCCCCCACUGCGCGGGGCGGCGGAAGGCGCGGCGUUACCGACGACGAGGGAUCCCCCACUGCGCGGGGCGGCGGAAGGCGCGGCGACGCCAGCGACGAAGAUUCCCCCACUGCGCGGGGCGGUGGAAGACGCGGUGACGCCGGCCACAACGGGUCACCCACUGCGCGGGAAGAAGGGAAGCAGGGGAUCAACAAGAGGGAUGAGGAAGAGCGGAUCCGCCAAGGAAAAGCGCGAGAGGAAGGCGAAGAACACCGGGAAAGAGAGCUCUCACCUGCAGGACCGCGCGGAGGAGUACGGCGAGGGAGCGGCAGAGGAGAGGAGUGCCGAUCGAAGGCGCGCCAAGGAGGCGGGACAAGUCGAGGGGCACUGGUGGGUGUCUUCCACUCACCUGAACCAAGGCCAGGGUAUGACCGCCGACGACGCAUGGCGUUGGGCGGGGAUCGGCACCCGGAUCAGGAAAGGCGAGAAGAAGAGCUGGAUGACGUGGGACGGCAUCAGAGAGCACACCACGAGUGGGAAGAAAGGCGUGGCGGAGAAGGACGCUACAAAGACAAGGGAAGACGUUCACCGAACGGUUCAACAGCAAGGGAAGGAGGUCGGCUGCGAGAAGAGCGAGAGCGGCAUCAUCAAGGGCGGUCUCCUGCGCAGAGAGAGCGGCAAUGGGGCGAUCAAGAACGACGCAGGGGAGGUCAGGAAGGGUGGAGGAGGAGUCAGAGCCCGAGUGGAAUAA
Molecule: messenger RNA, 1056 nt
Organism: Closterium sp. Yama58-4
Lineage: Eukaryota; Viridiplantae; Streptophyta; Zygnematophyceae; Desmidiales; Closteriaceae
Source: the annotation of a GenBank genome assembly